This is a messenger RNA of Spea bombifrons (plains spadefoot toad), 1397 nucleotides long. RefSeq names its product melanin concentrating hormone receptor 2 (gene MCHR2). Gene Ontology annotation, cellular component: membrane; neuron projection. Bases 1 to 1107 code for a protein of 368 amino acids. The record is from RefSeq and is a predicted model, not a curated record. Lineage: Eukaryota; Metazoa; Chordata; Amphibia; Anura; Pelobatidae. Gene Ontology annotation, biological process: neuropeptide signaling pathway. The transcript has 6 exons. Gene Ontology annotation, molecular function: G protein-coupled receptor activity; neuropeptide binding.
AUGGCCCAGUCUGAUGAAACACAUUUUCUUUUACAUCACAUGGAUGGACAGGUUAAAGGAGUAGAAAACAUGGCACAGAAUGAAACUGAGAUAUCUUCUUGGAAUGGCACAAGUGACUUAUUCAAUAAAUCAUGGGAUAGAAAAAACGAUUUCCGUUUGAUCAAUACUGCGGAGACGGUUAUUCUACCUUCGUUUAUUGGCAUUAUCUGUUCAACUGGAUUAGUUGGCAAUAUCCUGGUAUUGGUUACAAUAAUAAGAUCAAGAAGAAAGACAAUACCAGACAUUUACAUCUGUAAUCUGGCGGUGGCAGAUCUGGUUCACAUUAUUGGAAUGCCCUUUCUUAUCCAUCAGUGGGCUCGUGGAGGAGAAUGGGUGUUUGGAAGUGCUCUCUGUACUAUAAUCACGUCUCUGGACACCUGUAACCAGUUCGCCUGUACUGCCAUUAUGACAGCAAUGAGCUUAGACAGAUAUAUGGCCCUUGUACAGCCAUUUCGCCUGACAAGUUUGAGGACGAUAUCAAAAACUAUUCGUGUAAACAUACUCCUUUGGGCAGCUUCGUUUGUUGUGGUAUUCCCUGUUUGGGUCUACUCCAAAGUCAUUCAGUUCAAAGAUGGUUUGGAAAGUUGUGCUUUUGAUUUAACAACACCUAAUGAUGUUCUAUGGUACACACUGUACUUGACUAUCACCACGUUCUUCUUUCCUUUACCACUUAUAGUGGCGUGUUAUAUUUUAAUUCUGUGCUACACGUGGGAGAUGUAUCAUCAAAAUAAAACAGCAGGACGUUACAACAACAGUUUACCGAGACAGAGAGUUCUGCGGCUUACUAAGAUGGUUCUAGUGUUGGUGGGAGUUUUCAUAGUCAGUGCUGCCCCUUAUCAUGUAAUACAGAUUGUGAACCUUCACAUUUCCAAACCAUCUCUAAUUUUCUAUGUCAGCUAUUACUGCUCUAUUUGCCUCAGCUAUGCAAGCAGCGGCAUCAAUCCAUUCUUAUAUGUUCUCCUUAGUGGAAACUUUCGUAAGAGACUUCAUGAAUGUACUAAAGUCAGAAUAAAAAUGUCAGACCGUGAACUGAACAAUAUUGAUAAUACUUUGAAAUCCAGUUUUUAGGACUUUUGCAAACUAUGUAUUUUUGUAUAUAUAUAUGUAAAUGUAUGUACAUGAGGAAGAGUUCAUGUAUCAUUCUAUGCACGCACAGUGGUGUAAAAUUAGAGUAGAGAUUAAGGGGUAAACAUGCCAAAUAUGUUGACGUUUAGGUAUAUCUAACUUAUUAUUUGGACUAAGGUUAACUGUGUUAUAUAUAUUUUUAAAUUAUAUCAUUAGCAGAAUCAAUGGCGAUAUGAUAUGAUUUAUGCGUAUAAUUAACUCAUCUAUUCAAUUGGUGUUACUUGACCCAUACA